Messenger RNA from Peromyscus leucopus (white-footed mouse), 898 nucleotides. RefSeq names its product claudin-13-like. Gene Ontology annotation, molecular function: structural molecule activity. The transcript has 2 exons. NCBI's taxonomy places the organism in Eukaryota, Metazoa, Chordata, Mammalia, Rodentia, Cricetidae. Gene Ontology annotation, biological process: cell adhesion; bicellular tight junction assembly. The coding region runs from base 188 to 817 and encodes 209 amino acids. Gene Ontology annotation, cellular component: plasma membrane; bicellular tight junction. The record is from RefSeq and is a predicted model, not a curated record.
CCCCCAAUCUCUAUCACCAGAUGCCUCUGUCCACUGCUGUCCUCACACUGCUGCCGGGGACAUCUGCUUCUACAGAGGACAGCUCACUAUGGACAUGGUGAAAAUCCAUCCUCAGCCCUUCAAACCCUGCAGCUGAGAGCCAGGUCCCCUCUGUCUUGUGUGUCCUGUGUCCAGCAGAGGAUGAGCCAUGGGUCGCCCGGAACUGGAAGCAGCCAGCUUCUCUCUGAUCAAGCUGGGCAGCCUAGUGGCCAUUAUCAGCUGUGGCCUGCCCUUGUGGCAUGUGAUGAAAUUUUCUGAAGAGACCAACAUUUUGGAAGGCCUGUGGAACCUGUGUGAGAUUAACGGACUCAAGAGCCUGAAAUGCAUCCAGUACAGUUCACACCUGGUAGUGCCACAGGACCUGAAGGUGUCUCGAGUUCUGGUGGUCAUCUGCAUCUUCAUCAUCUGCCUGGGUUUGCUGCUGUACCUGAUCGGGGAUGAACGCAUCGGAUGUGUGUCAAAUAUGAAUAAUGAAAAGAUCAAGAUGGCGGCAAGUGGGUUGUUCCUGGGGGCUGGUCUGCUGCUGCUGGUGUCUGUGUCCUGGGUCACACACAAUGUCAUCCUUGGCAUCACCAACCCUCAGAUGGUUCUCCCAUUGAAACCAGAGAUGGGAGCCUCACUCUACCUGGGCUGGCUCAGCUCCCUGCUACUUCUGCUGGGAGGGGUUCUCCUGGGAGGGGCCCUGCUGUGUUGUGAGCGCCCAAGGAAGACUGACCAGCCCACUCCUCUUGAGGUCUCCUAUGAAGAGCCCUCUGUGCUUUAUAUCUGCAAUCAGUGAGCUUCAAGUAGCAAGUCACUGGAAUGAAGAGAGAAUAGCACCUCAGGGGUGAGUCUAGCCUUUCCCAGCUGCAGAGGGGAU